Messenger RNA from Anopheles arabiensis, 2228 nucleotides. RefSeq names its product nudC domain-containing protein 1. The transcript is spliced from 2 exons. The record is from RefSeq and is a predicted model, not a curated record. NCBI's taxonomy places the organism in Eukaryota, Metazoa, Arthropoda, Insecta, Diptera, Culicidae. The coding region runs from base 178 to 1959 and encodes 593 amino acids.
GGUUACGCAUAGGAGCGAACAGUGUGAAUGGGCCCUAUGUUGACUUUGUGUGUCAGUUUGUUCCGCUUCUAACGUCAUCUCUGUUCACAUAGGCAACAACACAUACCGCUUGCGAUAUCGCUCAAACAAAGCCCCAAGCCGUACCCCGUCCGAUGGACGAAUGAGAAACAAUCAGCCAUGCCACACAUCGAGCUACGACCGGACCAGAAGCUGCUGAAACCGAACUUCGACGGGUACAAGCUGUCCCUCGAACCGGUGCCGGUGCUCUCGACCGAGUUUUCGCCCACCAGUCACCCGCACCGUGUUAAAACGAACGACUGCUCCUACUACCAUGCCCGACUGUUUGGCAUGCAGAACCACCUGGUGCGCGAUCCCUGGGCGCCGGGCCAGUGCUACUACCUCGACUCGAUCGGGCUGCUGCAGCGGGUGUGCUAUGACAGUGCGCAGGGCCGGAUGCUGCCGAUCGCGGCCGUCUACAAGCUCCCAACGGUAGCAUCGAACGGCAGCAAUGGCGAGGAGGACGCCGCUGCGCGCUACAACUGUUCGCUGCUGUUCCCAUCCGAGCACCACUGCCUGCUGUCGGACGGAUGCGGUACCGUGCGCGUGCUGGAAACCGGAGACCGCACUACCGGUCGCGAAUGGAAAGCGCAAAGCACACUGCGACCGGUGGAGCAUAAUCUCGCCCAAGGCGUCCUACCCGGCGGUGACGUCCUGCUCGAUGGACGAUACGUCGUACGCGACGGCAAACGCUUGCUGCACUUCCUGACGCUCCAGCUCGACGGGCAGCCGGAGGCAAAAUCCAAAUGCCUGCUGCACUGGCAUACGCUCGAACAGCAGCAGUCGGGCCCGCCCGCCUGGACACUGUGUGCCUCCCGGACGCUGGCGAGCAACGGCUACCCGAGAUUUUGCGCGCUCGACUAUCACGCGGCCGCCGUGCUGGUCGCUUCCGAUCAGCCCUACCGCUUCGCGUACGAUUCGGAGCGCCCGGUCGUGGGCCCGGAACCGAAGCCGACGGAAAGCGAAUCGGUGGAUGCUCCCGCGGCCUGGGAGCAGUUUCCCUUCCGCUGGACGCAAACGCCGGACGAGGUGAAUGUGACGUUCGACAAGCACAAGGACGUGCAGUACCGCGUGGUGUGCGAACCGUCGUCCGGCCCGAACGAACCCUCGCUGCUGCAGGUGUUCGCUAACGACACCGUCGUGAUCGAUGGCGCACAGCUGUUUGCUGCGAUCGACCACGACAGCACGACCUGGUCCAUGGAUCCGAAGCUGUUCGACAUCGCAAUGGGCAAGCAGCAGCCCGGCGUAAUGUGGCCGUUCCUGUUCCCGGGCGCGCCGGACGAAGCUGUGUCGGAGGCAGGGGAUGCUAGCAGGCCACCGCCGGACGUAGAUUUACCGCCCGCCCCCAACCUAAGUGCACCGCUGGAACCGUGCGAUUUCGAGAGCGGCCAGGACACUUACUACACGCUCGAGCGGCUGUCCGCGGCCGACCACACGGUCACGCACACCGCUUCGCUCGGCCACGGGCCGCCACUGUUCGCGGUGACGUUGCGUGCCGGGCUGCCGGCCACGUUCGCGACCCGCCACGACGUCGACGCCUGCCUGUGGCAGCUGCAGCCGGUACCGCUCGGGGCGGAGGACUGCCGCCUGCAGCACGAGGGCACACUGCACGCGUUCGGGUACGUGCAGGCGUCGAAGCGCCAGCAGAAGUAUCUUGGCUGCGCGCCGGAUUUGGGGUACGGGGUGGUGUGCGAGUCCCACCGGGGCGUCUAUCUGUACAAGGGGAGCUACGGUGCGAGCGGGGCCGGUUUGCGCAACCGCACCGGGGCGCAGGUGACGAUCGGGCAGCAUCAGUUCGUAAGCCUGAAGGACGUCGGGGAGGUUUUGGGCAUCGCCUGCGAGAACGACGUGCUGAUACUGCUAGCGGAGAAGGCAAUCUUGGCGUUGCAACUGACGGACUAAAGGGGGAGGGGGGUGUCUUCCAAAGCCUUGCUUUAUUCUUUUGUCCUCAGAACGCUCAGAAGCACGCCCAUUCGGAAGAAACAGCAUUAUUUUAUCAUUCUUCUGCAGCAUUUAUGUGCGUUCUUCCCACUUUGCGAUUGGUCUGUACAUUUCCAAAUCAGCUUACCUUACCCACUAUUUCUGCAAUGAAAAAUUUAAAGAUUUUAUUUUAAAAAAACCUGUGACUGUAAUUCUGUUAAGGUAAAUAAACAAACACAAUGAAACCUAAA